AUGUCAGACCAGGCUGAUUUAUCUCUUGCAGAAGAGUUGGGUACAAAUAUACCGCUGUACCUAAGAAUGAGUGCUGCAACGACAGCUACCCAACUCCAGCCCAUGUCUGUUCCACAGCAAUACCAAGUUACUCCUCUUAACACGCCCCUGAAGCUCCCUUUCGAUGGAGCCAACUUUGCGCAGCCACGUCUUUGCAGGGGUCUUUGUUUCUCGGCUGCAAAUGCCUGGUAUUCGAAGAAUCACUUCGCUGAAGACAAUCAGUGUAGCAAUCUCUUUGCAAUGGCAGAAGAAACCAGACGACUUCUUAUGCCCGAACUGCUUCACAUAUGGGCCACUGCAUCUUUCUGGGAUUUAGGAGUUCUUGGUAAGAUCAAUUUGGCUGACGCAAGUCUUGCAGUCGAAUUGAGAAUGUCUGGAUGGCCAAAAGAUGAAAAUGGCAGUAAAAUGAUUGACCUUUACCCAACUAUCUGGCUUAAGACUGCGGACAAAGUUGUCAAAGCAAAAUCUCCCUGGAAGGAGAUUGCGGCUGUUAUCAAGAAGCUCAGACUAAAUUCUCCACAGAACGCCAAGAUAUUCGUCGAAGGUGGUGGGAGAUUGAGUGAUAGCAACGUCUCUGUUGCUAAAGAGCAUCUGACUUUGGAUAGAGGCAUCCCUUUCCCCAGUGGCGAGGCCUUGUACUGUCAUGUUCCAGCGACGCCGGAGAGGAGCUCUGCCUGUGGUCUGCCUUGCCUCGUCACGAUUAUGAAGGAUGAGACAGUCUUGGAGCAGAACAUUUCUCGAAUUGGGGGGCUCGUUACUUACAUGUUCCCGAGACAAGCCGUAACGUCUGGUCAUGUCAUGACGAAAUACUUUCUCAAGUUUUGCGCUCGGGAUACUUCUUCGGACGACUUGACAGACGACAGCGCAAUCGAAAUGGAAGACUCUGACGAAAGCGAAUGCGAGCUGGUUCAAAACUACGAAAGCGAUCACGAUCCAGAAGAAUCACUGGGCUACAUUGAUGUCACUGAAUCAACAGAUUGGCUUUCUGUUGUGCCCGAGGAUAACAUCAAUUUUAUUAUUCAACUCUCCAAAGACACAGCGCAAACAUCAGUAUGGAAAAUCAACACAUCACGACCGAUCCCGACCGAUUUUGCUCUGCUAUCUGGUAUUGCUAACUGGAAACCCGAUAACUACUAUGUCGACCCUCCAGCGCAGGGAGCAUCAUCCGAUACAUCAGCCAGAGGGAAGAAGAAGUGUGUGUCUGGCUACCAUAACGAUGAAUCUUUAGGGGCAAGAGAAGUCCUCAUAUUGGUUAAUCAAGAGUUUGAAAGCCUUGUCGGAUCCCUUCAAACUGCCAGGAUACCUCUUAUAAUUGGCAGCACAACACUUUGGACUCGGAAAAUCCGUCUACAAGGACCAUUAGCACCUGGCACAUCUGGAUCUUGGGUCGUUGAUAGAGUGUCAGGAGCAUUGUGCGGGUCGAUCAUUAUGGUUUAUGACGGUGAGCCAUAUGCGCUGAUGAUCACUGCCCAGGCCCUUCUGUCCGACAUCAAAACUUACUCUAACAUGGCCGCCAAUAAAACGAUAUCUCCAACAGUAUUGGAGUCAACGCGAGGCAAAGUGCAAGAACGUCAACCAGUCGUUACCGAAGAGAUUCGCAAGCUAUCUCUAAAGGUCAGUAUCAAUUGA
Messenger RNA from Fusarium venenatum, 1668 nucleotides. NCBI's taxonomy places the organism in Eukaryota, Fungi, Ascomycota, Sordariomycetes, Hypocreales, Nectriaceae. The record is from RefSeq and is a predicted model, not a curated record.